GGCUGUGUAGAUUGAAGUGCUCCAUUGCCAGAAGCUUGCAGGUCCAUGAUUCACCAGAUUUCCUGCACUGAGCCCUUGACAGUUCUGCAGUUUUAAAGCCUGAAAAUUGCCUUUUCACAAGAUGGCGCUGAAGGUGAAGAAGGAAGCUCCUGCCCCACCCAAAGCCAAAGCUGAAGCCAAAUCAAAGGCUUUGAAGGCCAAGAAGUCAGCGCUAAAAGGCGUCUACAGCCACAAAAAGAAGACCCGUAUGUCACCCACCUGCCGGCAGCCAAAGACACUGGAGCUCCAGAGGCAGUCCAAAUAUCCUCAGAAGAGCGCCCCCAGGAGAAACAAGCUUGACCACUACGCCAUCAUCAAGUUCCCCUUGACCACUGAGUGGGCCAUGAAGAAGAUAGAAGACAGCAACACACCUGUGUUCAUUGUGGAUGUCAAAGCCAACAAGCACCAGAUCAAACAGGCUGUGAGGAAGCUCUAUGACACUGAUGUGGCCAAGGUCAACACCCUCAUCAGCCCUGAUGGAGAGAAGAAGGCAUAUGUUCUACUGGCUCCUGAUUACGAUGCCUUGGAUGUUGCCAACAAAAUUGGGAUCAUCCCACUGACUAAUUCUAAAUAUAUGUAUCUUUUCACCUUAAAAAAUAAAGCCUGAAAAUCUA
Lemur catta (Ring-tailed lemur) is the source of this 653-nucleotide messenger RNA. Its product is annotated as 60S ribosomal protein L23a-like. Bases 122 to 646 code for a protein of 174 amino acids. The record is from RefSeq and is a predicted model, not a curated record. Gene Ontology annotation, cellular component: ribosome; cytosolic large ribosomal subunit. The transcript has 2 exons. Gene Ontology annotation, molecular function: structural constituent of ribosome. Gene Ontology annotation, biological process: translation; ribosomal large subunit assembly. Lineage: Eukaryota; Metazoa; Chordata; Mammalia; Primates; Lemuridae.